AUGUACACUACCCACUUUGUGCUUAUGGUCUGUCUCAACGUCGGCGUCGACCCACCGGGCGCCCGCAGGCCCACUCCUUCAGCCAAGCUCGAGUGCUGGAUCGACCCAACGGCGCACAAUCAGAAUGGCACGGCGGUGAAGACUGUCAUCACGCAGCUCAAGAAACAAUAUGCGCAAUGGCAACCGCAUCACAAAAAGUUCAAGCUCGCAGACGAUCCCGUCGCGAAGGAUGUGCGCUCGGCUUGCGGUACAUUGAGAAAACAGGCAAAGGAUGAUCGCGUCUUGUUUCAUUAUAACGGGCAUGGCGUCCCGGAUCCCACUAGCCAGGGCGAGCUCUGGGUAUUUAACAACAACUUCACUCAGUACAUCCCUUUUCCACUUGAUACGUUGUUCAAGCAUCUAGGCAGUCCGGCCAUUCUCGUUUUCGACUGCAACUCUGCUGAACGUAUUGUUGAUCAGUACAAACAGUAUCGAGAUGACAAUCGCAGUGCUUCGCGGCACUCACCGCCGUUCUUGAGCCAUCAAAGUGACAUUAUGCUUGCUGCUUGCAGUGAUGGUGAGCGUCUUCCGCUUACUCCGCAAUUGCCCGCAGAUCUCUUUACUAGCUGCCUCACUACCCCCAUCAAAACCAUACUGCAUUGGUUUGUUCGGCAAACCCUUGUCGCGGGUAUCACUGAUGACAUGGUCGACCGUAUCCCAGGGUCGCUAUCGGAUCGGAGUAGCCCACUCGGCGAGUUAAAUUGGAUAUUUUUGUCUGUCACCGAUGCUAUCGCUUGGAAUCUUCUCCCGCGAGAGGAGUUUUUAAGACUCUAUCGACAGGAUAUGUUCCUUUCCAGCUUACUACGCCAUUAUUUACUUGCAGAACGUGUCAUGCGGUCCUUUGGAUGCCACACGGUGUCUUCUCCGAAAAUUCCAGAGGCGUUUGACCACAACCUGUGGAAGGCGUUUGAUGUUGCCGUUGAGAAGCUGUUUUCUCAGCUUCCCCGGCUCAUUGCUGAGGAAGAAGCAAAGGAAGCCGCUGCCUUCUCUACGUCACAGCACUCCACCGCAACCACACAUGCCCAACCAAGUGGUACCACUCCCCAUGCCAAUGGCCUGCCUCCCUCACGUCCUGGCCGUCCAAGUGGCAGGUCUUCGGCAGCGAUGUUAUCAUCCCCCCAUCAUCACCGUCAUCAUCAUCACCAACGUCAUCGCCACAACCGUCACCGAUCUUCUCCCCACGGAAACCUUCAUAGACCACUAGGUACUCCUUUCGUCAACGAUAUGGGAAGUUCCGGGUCCUUAGAGUCCAUGCAUUCAUCCUAUCGCGGUUCAUACCAACCAUCCACGUUCUUUGCGGACCAGUUAAAAGCCUUCGACGUCUGGCUUGAUAUGGGCCCGGAGCACCGCGGCCCACCAGAACAACUCCCGAUCAUGCUUCAAGUCUUGUUGAGUGACGAAUUGAGAGAGAUAGCCUUGCCGCUCCUUUCAAGAUAUGUGCAAACCGGACCCAUGGCCGUAGAUUAUUUUCUAUCUGUCGGUAUAUUCCCCUACAUAAUCAGACUGACGGAAAGUCGCACCAAGCAUCAGAGACAAGAGCUGGUCUUUAUAUGGAGCAAGAUUUUGGCACUGGACCACUCUUGCACUGAGGAUCUUAUUGAAAUCGAAGGUGAUUCUUUCUUUAUGGACUUUCUAAAGGUCGAUGAGUCACAACAAGAGCCCAAGCCUGUCUAUCUAGCCGUGGCUAUGUUUGUUUUGUCUGUCAUUGCAAGAAAAGAUCCCAAUCGGUGUCGGUUUCUUCAAUCAACGGAUGCAUGCAUUCCGUAUUUACGCCACUCAAAUAGUACCGUGCGACGAUGGGCAUGCCUAAGCAUAAUGACUGUGAUUCGUGUCGCUCCUUAUCAAAUGCAAUCUCAGUUCUUAAGCAGAGACGCGUUACUGGAACCUGUAGAGCAAUGCGCUAUGAACGACGCAUCCCCAGACGUGCGGGCGUCUGCCACUGAAUUAUUGUCUACACUGAUGGGGCAGAUACUGCGACAUAAUUCUCCAUACUAUUUUGACGAUAGGGGGGCUUCGUCGCAAGGCUCGAAGACUGAUUAUUUCCUGAACCCAGUGAAAACGGACAUGACACCCAUCCAUAUGAGUAAUUCUACACCCGCUGUUGAUUUGCCCCUAAUAGGAGUCGAGGGAAGGAGGAAUGGUUCGCGAACUAAGACGGCAGCUGAAGUUGUCAUGGAAAAUACUAUACACACACCGUUAGUUCAAACAGAAUUUCUGAGUGCCCCUGUACCGCCGUACACCGCUUGUGAACGAAAUGCCCUUCUCUUGCUUGGAAGAAAAAUAGCAGAUAUUGCGAGAAGAGAUUCGUGCGUGGUUGUGCGAAGAGAAGUCUCUACCGCAAUUGCUCAGGCAGUCCGCUCGCAGAUUGACCGGUUUCUCUGUGCUGCAUACGUCACAGAUGUUCUAGGUACGAAUGAAGCCUGGGAAGAAUUCCGUUCCGACGAUGAACAGAGGUGUUCAGCAGUGUAUCGACAAUUGUGGAUGACUUUAUCGGAGUUGGCGAAUGACCCUCAUCCGAUUGUAGCAGCACUAGCGCGCCGGAGCUAUGAUUUGAUAUCCGAACUUUUGCUCGAACGAGCAGGGCCAUUGCGCAGGACGGAUAGUUCAAGCCAAUCACAAGACGAUAUUCUAGGGGCAGAUCACAUUUUUUCCCCUUCUUCUUGUCGGAAUAGCAACUUCUUGACUUCCGCGUCAUCUUUACAAGGUGGGAGAUCUGGCAUUGAACGGACACCUUCUGCUGCCGUUGGAGAAUGUCCGGGAGGUUCGUCAUCUGCGCGCUCAUCCAGCGCAAGCCCAAGAAUUGGAUUGCAAGGCGAAUCCAACACAGGACAGGAAUCACGGAUUCCAUUAGUCAAUGGUACUUUUAAGGAAGGGAGCACACCGCCUCUGGUAGGGGGCUCUCAGGGCAGGAUAUCUCAAAGCCCCUCCAUUCGAGCGUGUCCCCGAGGUAUGAGACGAUCGUUCCCACAACGUCCUUUUGAUGUUCAGGGGGGGAGUGUUCAUGUGCGCAGCACGAGCGGCAGUUUCGAUUUGAAUGCGUCAAGUCGCCUCCCGCUAAUGACGGCCAUGCCCCGAGUCAAUAGCGCAAGCCUCAUUCCCCCUACUUCACUCCGGCGAAGGCUCCCAACAGUUGCUUCCACCCAAGAUUUUGCUUCGAGUAGGUUUGAACGGGGUACUAGUGAAACUGAAGAAAGACCGCGGUCUCUUCCUACAUCCGUUCCUCAUAUCGCUAUAGCCGUGGGGAGGUUUUUUAGGCAGUUCACUGAACCAAUACAACGGCCCGGAGGAGAACCCACAUCAAACCUGCCGCAUUCUUUCGGAAGCAACGCCAGUUCUACAGGUGGUAAAGAAGACGGCAAGGGCACAUCGUCAAGCUCACAUUCUCCGCCCGGGGUGCCAAGACGUAGCAUUUCCUACCAAGUUCUAAAUGCGGAAACUGCCUUGAAUUCAAGUACGGAAAUUCCCAUUGCAGCAUCUGGCAGGCCCUCCUUCUUUGCAUCCGCCACUCACGAAGGUUCAAGUGAGAGCUUGCCAAAGUUAGUGAAGAUUCCUGAAGGCUACGAUCGAUUAUAUUUAUCACAAGGUGGAGACGCGGCCCUGUCGCUUCUUGAAUGGAGCAGUGCGUCAGUUGCUCGACUUGAAUUUGACGCCACGCAGAUUGACAACUCGCAACAGAAGGAAAGUGUACCGCGAUAUGCUGCUUUGUGGGACAAAUUCCUCAAGUCAAGCGGUAAUAUCCCCUCUGAAGGACUCCGUGCAUUCGCAUUACUUGGCGAAGGGCAAAACGGGAUGGGGGGUGGUAGCUGCGGUCAAGAGAACGGAAAUGGUCAGGGUUAUCAGUUUCAAGAAAUAUCUUCACAUGUCAUGACUAUCAGUGGUGGUGCAGUAACUUCAAUCGCGUUCUUGCCACGAGAUGUUGGAAUAGGGGAGGAACAAUUGAUUGCGAGUGGGGAUAACCAGGGGUUCGUCGGUAUCUACGACAUACAAAAUGGAAGGCUUCAUGCGAAAAUGGCAGUCCCUCAUCCACCCGGAAUUCCCCCCGUAGGAGUCAGUGCUGUCCUGUGUUUGAAUCGCCCAUCCCCUGCUGCUAUGGAUAGUUAUCCUUCUUUCGGCAACAGUCGCUCUGCUCUCAUUCUGGCCGGUGCAUAUGAUGGACGGGUGGCGAUUUUCAAAUCUGAACCUCAUGGGCCAAAAUAUCGAGUCAUGAGUACGUUCCAGAGCUCAGGACAAUCAUACUGGAGCAAAGUUGGAACUAUAAGGGAGCCCGAAAAAAAACCGAAACGACAUGACGUUAUGGGAGGAACGUAUCACUCAUCGGACAGUAUGGAAUCGCUAGACUCCUAUGACAUGACUUUUGCGAAAACCGUGAAAGACUCAGGCAACGGGCUUGUUCUCGCUUUUGAUUCCGAAUCCUCCUACCUGGUAGCUGGAGGUUGUGAUGGGGAAGCUGUCCGUGUUUGGGAUCUUGCGAGGGAGUAUUGUAUCUGGGAAGGUGCAGGUGUAGCAACCGGAACGUGGCCCACCGCAGUGACGAUGUGGGGUAGAAUUAAUCCGAAAGUGUUUGUCACGGGUUCAUCAGACGGGACUAUAAGCAUUAUCGACAUACGGAGCGGGCCUGCUUUUGCGGGACCCCCCGUCCAGCUAACGCAUUUCGGUGAACAAAAGCACCCCAUCAUUUCUCUUGGCACGUACUCACCUUUCAGUGGCUCUCCCUGUGAGACUGUAGUCUCUGCAGACAUAGGAGGGGAAAUUGCGUUUUGGGACUCGCGGCUGUCAAGGAACAGUCCUGCUCCACUAGCAAUGGAAACCCCACCUAGUUUGAGCCACAUCAAAGCGCACAGAAACAACCUUACGUGCAUGUCCGUUCACCCUGCAGGAACCCUCAUUGCGUCCGGGUCAACUGCUAGGUGUGUAAAGAUCUUUGGCCCAAACCGGGCUAUGCUAAAGAUGAUGUCUGCUCAUGACCGAGAUUCUGGGCAUGAUCUCACUGGUGAUGAUCCUCUUGUGCCCCCUGUUACAUGCCUCAGCUUUCAACCAGAUUCCAAUAUGCUUGCCAUCGGGUCAUUGGAAAGCACGGUCAUGGUGUAUGGACAACCAGAUACAUUUCCGGGAGUAUAUGCACAAGAAGACGAGAUUCAACAAGCGAAGCGGGCUGUAUUAUCUGAGUAUGGGAACUGA
This is a messenger RNA of Chondrus crispus (carragheen), 5217 nucleotides long. RefSeq lists its product as hypothetical. Gene Ontology annotation, biological process: regulation of autophagy; positive regulation of cell growth; cellular response to amino acid stimulus. The record is from RefSeq and is a predicted model, not a curated record. NCBI's taxonomy places the organism in Eukaryota, Rhodophyta, Florideophyceae, Gigartinales, Gigartinaceae. Gene Ontology annotation, molecular function: protein binding; protein-macromolecule adaptor activity. The coding region runs from base 1 to 5217 and encodes 1738 amino acids. Gene Ontology annotation, cellular component: cytoplasm; TORC1 complex. The transcript has a single exon.